This is a messenger RNA of Cataglyphis hispanica, 2630 nucleotides long. Its product is annotated as organic solute transporter alpha-like protein. The coding region runs from base 109 to 1089 and encodes 326 amino acids. Gene Ontology annotation, molecular function: transporter activity. The transcript is spliced from 6 exons. The record is from RefSeq and is a predicted model, not a curated record. NCBI's taxonomy places the organism in Eukaryota, Metazoa, Arthropoda, Insecta, Hymenoptera, Formicidae. Gene Ontology annotation, biological process: transport.
UUCGAGUUUGUCAAGCCGGCGAGUAACGAACAGUCGAGCCUUGUACGGCAGUGUAAAACUAUUCCAGAAUUUUCUUUCCUCGGAUUUAGUGAAAAAUUCGUGGAGCCAAUGGAUGACGCGACAAAAAACUUCGCCGAUGUCCAUGCGGAUGUUAGCUGCGAUAUAAAUUAUGUGCCCUCCGCUAUCGAGCUUAUAGAAAGUUUGAAUGCAUUGGGCACCGGAUUACUGAGUGUCGGAUCAAUAUUCUCAGUCCUCACAAUAUACUUCGCUGUCGAUGCAUGUCACAAUAUCGUCUAUCAGAAGAACUCGAAAUUUUACAAAGGAAAUGCCAUCGUGAUCCUAUCAGUAUAUCCAGUCGCGAGUGUAUGCAGCCUUAUGGCGAUUGCGAUACCAAGAGGUCAGCUACUAUCGGAGGCGGUAACCCAAAUGUUCCUAACAAUCUCAUUUUAUCGGCUCUAUCUUCUUCUGCUGGACGUCGGUCGCCGAAAUAUCAGCGAGACGCCGGCGCUGAUGCUACGAGUCGGGCCCUGUUGCUGCUGGCCCUGUCUGCCCUUUCCGAACCUUCAGAUGACCGAUGCCAAUUUGUCUUGGCUAAGAAUCCUGAUCCUACAACUUCCUAUCGUCCAGGGUCUUCUCUAUUUCGUACUCCUUUUUAUGGCAGCCGAAGAGCCGAUUCUUGCCGCACAAUAUGGCAUAUAUAUUCAGCCGUUCAUGGUAAUCAGUAUACUCCUAGGAAUAUAUAGUUUAACUAUUGCUACAAAGACUCUACAUGCGGUAGCUCCAGAGGCCAAUUUACAUUUCAAGACUUUGGUGACGCAACUGGUGCUGUUGUUCUCUAAAUUGCAGACGGGCAUUAUUAAGCAAUUGCCCGCCACAGGCCUUUAUCCGUGCAAUCCACCUCUCACUCCGACAAUUUACGCCAGUGUGACAUACAACUCACUGAUGUUAUUCGAAAUGCUGUUACUAUGCUACGCUGCUCGGCAUAUAUAUUAUGUCGAUCCGGAAAAAAAUCAAGAACAGGACGCAAUAGAUCGUAUGCCAAAAACAACGAAUCACGAGCCGACGAAUAGCAACGAUGGCAACAAGUAAUUUCCAAAGACGUCAACCGCAUAAAUUUCCAAGCUAACGACAUCGUAGAAAAAUGUCCGCUGUAUAUAUUAUUUAUGUCGCAAAAACUUUCAUCGAUGAAAAACUCAUAUCUUUCGAUGUUUUAAUCAGCAUACAUCGAUCGAUAUAAAGUAAGACAAUAUUGAUCGAUGAAAGUAAAACGGGAUUGUGUAGAUGUAGAAUGUACAACAUAUAUUGGGUUCUUUUCGAUAAUUUAACUUUUCGAUAAAUUAACUUUUAGCCCUAUUUUUACAAAUCCUCUUUCUACUUCUGCAUUAUAAGCAUCCUUAUGUAAAUAUCAUUAUAAUUGUUAUUAAUUAUCACAAGAUGUGUAUAAUAUUGUUAAUUACUAGAACGGUACUGUAAGAAGCUCACACGAGGUAGAAGUCGGCAUAUGAAAGUCGAUCGUACUCGAUUUUAGACUGAUUCUCUCUCUCUCUCUCUCUCUUUCGCUCUCUAUUCUAUAUAUAUGUAUAUGUAUAUGUGUAUAUAUAUAUAUAUAUAUAUAUAUAUAUAUAUAUAUAUAUAUAUAUAUAAUUCUGCAAAUAUUAAUUUUUAAAUAAGUGUUUUCUUUCAUUGUUCUGAGUUAUUAUCUAUUUUAUCAUUUUUUAUCUUUUCAUUUUUUAAACUACUAUCGCAUGCUGAUAGUAAUUCUUCGAAUCAAUUAAAAAAGAUGUUAUAUACUUUUCAUUAUUUUAAUUAUCGUCGCGCGCCAUGUAUAAAUUUUCUAAAAUCUACUUUUAGAAAAAGAAACGUAAAAGUGAUAUAUAUAUAUAUAUAUAUAUAUAUAUAUAUAUAUAUAUAUAUUUCUAAUAAUAAAAAUAAAAACAAAACUAUAUGAAGAAAUACAAUCAAGAUUCUUCUUUAAAUGUGUGUUUUUGUAAAUAGCAAUUUGUAUGUGUGUGUGUGUGUGUGUAAGAUUAUAAUAUGCAUUAAAUAUUAUAAUGUACAUAAAGAUUUUUGUUUUCUAAAUUUUACAUUUAAGACUGUUCAAAAUUAAUUAUAAAAAAACUGUCGACUCUCAAAACAAAUUCAAAAGAAUACUGUGCUGAAAGAGAAAGAGAUCAAAUAUAAAAAUAAAAUUACAAGAGUUUUGUAUCAAUUGUGUUUUCUUUUCAAGUUUGAUAAUCGCAUAAAAUUAAAGAGAAAUGACAUAUUCUCUAUUCCUAUUUACACUUUAUCCAAAAUGUCAUCUUGUUCUCUGUAUACUCGAAAAGAUACGUUAAUAUUCCGAUAACAUGUUUCCAUGUAUAUUAAAUGUCUUGAUUCUUCUCUUUCUCUUUCAAGGAAAGACGAACAUCCCGCAGAUAAGAAUUUACACAAAGUUCUCUGACUUAUUAUUCUUUCCUGGAUUCUUCGUUUUAUUUACGUCGCCCUUUGCUUGAUUUCGUGAAAAGUUUAAAAACGAUCAAAAUUGUAAAUAUUAAUAUUUUCCAUGUUAAAAUCAUAUAUGCAUCUAUGUAUGAUUGAUCUUUUUAUUAUAAUAUAAAAAUUAUUAAUAGACAUAUUAAUUUUCUGAAGAA